GGCCGCUCCUGGACAACGACUACCUGUUCGUGCAGGCCACCAGCUCGCCGGUGGCCAAGGGGUCCAACGCGACGGUCACCAGCAAGCUCACCAUCAUAUUCAAGAACAUGAAGGAAUGCAUCGACCAGAAGGUCUACCAGGCCGAGCUGGACAACGUCCCGGCGGCCUUCCAGGACGGCUCGGUGAACGGGGGCGCGCGGCCGGGCGGGAGCAGCCUGGCCAUCCGCGAGCGCGCGCCGGGGCGGCACGUGGAGAUCCGCGCCGCCUACAUCGGCACCACCAUCGCCGUGCGCCAGGCCGGCCGCCAGCUCUCCUUCUCCAUCCGCGCCGCCGAGGAGGUGGCCCGGGCCUUCACGGAGGAGCAGGACCUGCAGCUGUGCGUGGGCGGCUGCCCCCGCAGCCAGCGCCUGUCCCGCAGCCCCCGCGGGCGCGGGCGCGUGCCGGCCGACACGGCGCGGGCGCUGUGCCGGGAGAUGCUGCCCGUGGAGGACGUCUACUUCCAGUCGUGCGUCUUCGACGUGGUGACCUCGGGCGACGCCAACUUCACCAUGGCGGCCCGCGGCGCGCUGGAGGACGCCCGGCUCUUCCUGCCCGACGCCGAGAAGCUCCACAUCUUCCAGGCCGGGGCGAGCUGCCCUCGCGUGUCCUCGUCCCCCCUCCUCCUCCUCCUCCUCCUCAGCUCUGCUCUUUGGGUGGUUUUGUUGCACUUUUAACCCCCGCUCGCUCCGUGUGGGACCCGGGAGAGCGGCUGGCUCCGGAUCCGUGGCUGCGACCGGGAAAGACCUUGGAUCAGGGGUCUCUGCAGCCGAAAGGAAUUGGAGACCUGGACCACGGGAAAGGGGAGAGGUGACCCCCUGGUUUGCACUCACUGCUCUCGCAUGGGUGGUGCCAGCUGAUCCCAGCUCCUCUCCUGAAGGCACAUCCCAGGUUUUUGGUUCGAUUCUCACGUGUUCCUUUUUCCCUAAGGAUGUGACGUUGCAGCAAAAUAAACACCCAGGGUUAGAAACCCCCUCUGCCCCCCAGAGCCUUCCCAUAACUCACUUCCCAUCUUUCUCCUGGUGUUAAUCCAGCAGAAUUUCGUUCAGGAGCCCUACAAAUCCAGAAAUAACGGACUCAAAGCCCAAAUCCCAGUUUUUAGCAGUUUGGUGGAUUCGGGACCCUUCACCCAGAAGCAGAGCAAGGCCAUGAGUCGGUUUUGGGAGCGUUGUGACCGAGGGGGGAACCAGUUUUGUCCAUCUCCUCCUCUUCCAGGAUCAACAGCAGGCUGAUCUCCAGCAGUGGGAGCUGUGGAGCACCAGGCCUCGGAUCUCCCAGGCCACUGUUGCUAUUUUUCCUUGUUGUCUUGGCACCUGUUGGGGACUUGAUUUAGCCGGGUCUGGACUCGGGACCAGCAUCAGGUUUCAGGGAGGGGAAAAAAACACCCCUUGGGAAUCUCUCUCCCUUGGGCCCAGAUUCUCUGCUGCUCCUCAAAUCCAACCCAGACCGGGGGUUUCGCUUGGAAAACAGAAUUCCUGAUGGCAAAGAGCCAGCUGGGCACACGGAUGGGCAGGGGAACCCCCCGGGGAAGGUGCAGGACUGAAGAGGGGAGGGCAAAUUUCACGUGUUUCAGAGGAUUUCAGCAAAGCAGCCGGAGUUCUAAAGGAGAAAUGUUUUCCAUAGGAAAAAUUUCCCUUUAUUUUUAACAAAAUUUUUAACAGGCCAUCCCUGUCCCUGUGGAGCUGCAGGAAGAGCCUUGCAGCGCUCCAUGGGGAGAAAAUCCUUCAUGGGAAUAAGAUCCUCUGAAGGGAGAAAAUCCUCCAGAGCAGGGUUGAGAGUGCUGGAGCUCCUGGUAGAGAUGGGACUGGCCCCAUCCAGGAAUAUUAAAAGAAAGAAUGGAUUUUUAUACCAAAAAAAAA
This is a messenger RNA of Lepidothrix coronata (blue-crowned manakin), 1895 nucleotides long. RefSeq names its product hemochromatosis type 2 (juvenile) (gene HJV). Gene Ontology annotation, molecular function: coreceptor activity. Gene Ontology annotation, cellular component: plasma membrane. The transcript has 2 exons. Gene Ontology annotation, biological process: BMP signaling pathway. The record is from RefSeq and is a predicted model, not a curated record. Lineage: Eukaryota; Metazoa; Chordata; Aves; Passeriformes; Pipridae. The coding region runs from base 108 to 713 and encodes 201 amino acids.